This is a messenger RNA of Triticum turgidum subsp. durum (durum wheat), 1515 nucleotides long. The record is from the annotation of a GenBank genome assembly. NCBI's taxonomy places the organism in Eukaryota, Viridiplantae, Streptophyta, Magnoliopsida, Poales, Poaceae.
AUGCCUUCCUCCCCCGCCCCAUCCCCCGUCGUCGUCCUCAGCGACACCGAAAGCGGCGGCGACGGCGACGCCGUCUCCGACGCCGCGCCCUCGAGGCCCGCCGCCGAGCUCAUCGCGUCCACCCUGAGUACCCAGGCCGCGGUCGACGCCCUCUGCAGGAAGCACGGCAUUCCGGCGGAGUUCGCCCGGCGGCCCGCCGGCGAGCUGCGCGCGUGCAGCGUGCCGCCGCCGGGGGCCGUCUGCGUGUAUGCCCACGCGCUGGAGGCCGGAGUGCGCUUCCCGCUGCACGCGUUCUUCGUGAAGGCGCUCACCCACUUCCGCCUCGCGCCGGGCCAGCUCACGCCCAACGGGUGGCUCGUCCUGGUCGGGUUCGUCGUGCUCUGCUACGAGGCCGGCGUGCGGCCGUCGACGGCGCUGUUCCGGCACUUCUUCUCCCUGUCGACAUGGAAGAACGGGGACGGCUGGUACUUCUUCCGCUGCAGGGGAAAGGGAUCCGCCCCAACGCUCUUCACUGGCCUUAGCUGUUCCAAAUUUGAGAGCGAUUGGAAAGGCAGGUUCUUCUUCCUGACGUCGCCGGGGCCAUGGCCGUGCCCCGUGAACUGGGGCGACUCGCCGCCCAAGAGCUCCGCCGCAGAUCCGGUGCUUAUGAGCCAGCAGGAGUCGGCGGGUAAGCUGCUACAGGCACACGGCGUCCCGCUUGACCUCCGGAUUUACCUCCGCGACGCAAAUCUUCCUGCAGUCUUCUCCUCCGGCGCACCUCUGCCUUCUCCCCGUCCUACUGUUGCCAAAGUGGUGGAUCCGCCCGUCCGCGAGAUGACUGACACUAUGCCAGUGGAGAAGACGGCGGCGCCGGCAGCAGGGACGGAGCAGGUGAAAAGCGAGGCGCACGGCGACAGGCUUCCAUUGUCCGGAAAGAAGAGGAAAAGGGAGGAGUCUACUGCAAAAGACGGGCUUGGCUGCGCCGCCCCGGUGUCCGACCCGCGGUCACCGCACUCGCCCGUGCCCGACACACACGACGGUGACACUGCCGACUGGAAGGUCGCACGGAAGGUGCUGGAGUGCAUCGUCACGCCGUCGCGGGAGGACAAGUUCGCGGCGGCGAAGCCCUCAGACAUCGUCGCGUCGAGCUACGUGGCAAUGCUCCAGGCUGCGAACUACGUGUCCUUCUCCUCGGGCUACGCGCUGGAGCUGGAGGAAAAGCUGGUGGCGCGGGAGCGCGACAACAUGGCGCUGUGGGAGCAGCUGGGCAAGGAGAAGACGGCGAGGCAGGCCGCGGAGGCGGACCUGGAGAAGGCGAAGGCCGAGCUCGCGGCGGCGAAGCGGGCGACCGAGGCGGAGCUGGAGAGCGCCAAGACGGCGGCGGUGCAGCAGUUCAUGGGGUCGGAGGAGCACACGCGGCGGCUCGCGGAGCAUGCGCUGGCGGGGUACGAGCGCGGCGCGGAGGAGAUGAAGGGCGUCGUGCUCCGGCACUACCCGCGCCUCGACGCCGCCAAGCUGGUCCUGCCGCUUGAUUAG